AUGUCCGGACCAAACGCCUACGGCACCCCGGUGUCCGACACAGCCUUCCGCAAAACCUGGGACCGGGAAGAAUACGCCCAGAAAGCCGCCGACGCAGAAGCCAAGCGCAAAGCCGAAGGCAAAGCCCGCUAUGAAGCCAAGCUCCUGGGCAAGAAAUACCACGCCCCAGUCGACUUCAGUGCACUGGAAGAAACCACAGCGCGCAACCAGCGGCUGGACGUUGCGUCCAUGGUCGGCAAGACGAUGAUCGUGCCCGCGGGCGCGGGAAUGGGCAAGCGCGGACAAGGCGCCGGAUUCUACUGCAAGGACUGCGAUUUGACCUACAAGGAUAAUUUGCAGCUUGUGGAGCAUUUGAACAGCAAGCAGCAUUUGAUUGCGACGGGGCAGAGUGGGGAGGUGAAGAGGGCUGGUGUUGAGGAGGUGCGGAUGCGGUUGAGGAUGCUGGCGCAUCGGAAGAGGCAGAGGGAGGAUGAAGAGCGCAGGGCUUGGCAGCUUGAUCUUGGGGUGCGGCUUAAGGAGCGGGAGGAGCUCGAUGCAAAGGAGAGGGAGGAGAAGAGGAGGAAGCGGAGUGAGAAGCGGAAGAAGGUUAAGCAGGAGGAUGAUAGCUGGGAGGGCCGGUUGGGAAUCAUUGCUUGA
Molecule: messenger RNA, 636 nt
Organism: Penicillium bovifimosum
Lineage: Eukaryota; Fungi; Ascomycota; Eurotiomycetes; Eurotiales; Aspergillaceae
Product: U4/U6-U5 snRNP complex subunit SNU23
Exons: 1
Coding region: 1-636 (211 amino acids)
Biological process (GO): mRNA splicing, via spliceosome
Cellular component (GO): spliceosomal complex; U4/U6 x U5 tri-snRNP complex
Molecular function (GO): zinc ion binding; nucleic acid binding
Source: RefSeq, a predicted model, not a curated record